UACUAUUUUGUGAUUAGCUUUCUGGAGAUCAAGUGAGGACUGUGGAUAAUAUGUAAAGCUGAAACAGUUGACAUAUUUACUUUUCAUUGGCGGACUGGUUUUGACCAGGAUUUUCUGAAAUACAAUGAGACCCGCUUAAGACAACUGCCAUGUCAAUUAUCUGAUCCUAUACCAUUGGGAGAGGGUGUUGGUGUCAGGAUGAAGAAAGGUGCUGAUUCCAUGAUGAUGCCUGAGGGUUCAACUUUAUAUGACUUAAUUGAUACUGGAAUCAAGCACACUCAUGCAGCUGUUGGGGUGGUAGUUCGUUUAAGAAAAGAAUUAUCGCUUGUGAAAGAUAUUCCUGUGCUUUUUGCUAUUGAUCAAUAUAACAACUGGUUUACAUUCAGUGAAUUUGAAGAACCAGUGACCGUUCGUUCUACUCGACCAAUACACGCUAGAGAACUCGCAAUGGUUAGUACGAACUACUUGCUUGGAUUGAUUUUUCUUUUCUGUUUCUACUCGCUAACAUUCAUUGCAAUACAUUGGAUGUUCCUGGAAUAUCUUGUUCAGUUUCUCCAUUGUUUCAGAGUUGAUGCAAGAAGUAUCGUCAAAACUUAUCGUCGAGUUUGA
This is a messenger RNA of Cucurbita pepo subsp. pepo (vegetable marrow), 609 nucleotides long. NCBI's taxonomy places the organism in Eukaryota, Viridiplantae, Streptophyta, Magnoliopsida, Cucurbitales, Cucurbitaceae. The record is from RefSeq and is a predicted model, not a curated record.